UCUAGGCUAGGUUUAUUUCCUUGCUGGUCGGCAUCCUUGAUCACUAGAGUGAUCGUCAUGAAAAUGUUUUCUUACGCGUUUUUCAUCACUCUUUUCUUAACGGUUAAAGCAGAGGAACAACACUGCUCUAAAUAUGACUUUGAGGAGAGGAUUUUGGAAAAACUAGUUAGAAUGGAAUACCAAAUGGAAAAACUGAAAUUGGAAGGAAUUGAAAGGGAGGAAAGUACGACAAAAAUGAAAGAUGAGGUUCGAACAGCGAUAGACGUAUUGAACAAAACUACGGAUAAAUUUGAGAUGAGUCUAAAAGUAAAAGCAAACACUUUUGAGCAAAGCAUUGUUGUCAGAGUUGGUGAAUUGCGGAAAACAGUGGAUGUUAUUGCAGACAAAGCCAAAAUACCAACAGUUGCAUUUAAAGCACGGCUUAAUUCCCACUUAUCGGAUGCUUCAACCGGGAGCUAUAUAAUAUUCCCAAUCACGAUGUUCAACGAGGGAAGCGCAUUCGAUUCUAGCACUGGUAAAUUUACCGUUCCUGUAAAUGGAACGUACUUAUUUACUGUCAUCUUUUGCGUACAGAGCAAGCAAAGCCUUCACAUUGAUAUCACAGUGGACGGUCAAACAACCCAGCCGGUAACUCUCCGUAGUGAAGGCAACGCUGCAUGUCAGUCAGCUGCAUUGUUAGAAGUCUUGAUUGUUGGCCAGACCGUCGGGGUUAAAGUGACAAGCCGUUUCUCAACAAAUACAGUUUAUCAUGGUUCAUAUAGAUGGAACUCGUUCUCUGGAACUUUGAUACGUGGUAAUUGAAAUCAUCAAAUGUACUCCUGCAUUUUAAAUAAGUCCAGGUAUAAAUAAACCUUCAGGUUUUAUAUAAAUAAACCUUCAGGUUUUAUUUUGCUACAGUGGUUAUAUUAAUAUGAAUAAUUUGUUUAGUCAAUACAAAAUAUCAAACUUUGAUUGCAAGUGUCAAUAUAAUAAUGUGUGCGUGUGUUCUACAUAUGAUACAUAUUCUUUUCAGAUAUUCGUUUGUGUAUAUAAAAUACAUAACUAUUCUUCUGCAUAUAUAAACACAUGUAAACCUGUCUGAACACUAAAAGAUAAAAUCAACACAGCAGUGACAACUACUUCAAACUGGAUAUGGAAUUUACCGUUGUUACACAUAUUUUUUGUUAACAAUAGUUUUAGAGGUUUUAUACUUUCAUUUUACAAAUCUUUGUAUCUGUUCUAUUUGUUGUUCGUGUUUUAAAACAUC
Messenger RNA from Ruditapes philippinarum (Manila clam), 1246 nucleotides. Its product is annotated as caprin-2-like. Gene Ontology annotation, molecular function: protein binding. Lineage: Eukaryota; Metazoa; Mollusca; Bivalvia; Venerida; Veneridae. The coding region runs from base 58 to 801 and encodes 247 amino acids. The record is from RefSeq and is a predicted model, not a curated record. The transcript has 2 exons.